This is a messenger RNA of Mangifera indica (mango), 1312 nucleotides long. RefSeq names its product protein PHR1-LIKE 3-like. NCBI's taxonomy places the organism in Eukaryota, Viridiplantae, Streptophyta, Magnoliopsida, Sapindales, Anacardiaceae. The transcript has 6 exons. Gene Ontology annotation, molecular function: DNA binding; DNA-binding transcription factor activity. The record is from RefSeq and is a predicted model, not a curated record. The coding region runs from base 167 to 1090 and encodes 307 amino acids.
CUUUUUCUUCUUUCUUCAUUUAAUUAUUUAUUUUCUUUUUCUUUCUAACUCAACCGGACGGACCCAGCGCCUUCUCUCGUCUCCUUUUCCUCUUUCUCUGUCCAAUUCUUUCGGGGCUGAGAGCCCCGACCCAUCUGUCGUUCGGAAACUGCAUACCUGCUCCUCAAUGUACUCAGCGAUCCACUCGCUGCCACUCGACGGCAGCGUUGGUGGUCACACCGAGUUUCAAAACUCAUUUGAUGGAACCAACUUGCCUAGUGAUGCCUGCCUGGUCUUGACGACAGAUCCCAAGCCCCGCCUCCGCUGGACUGCGGAGCUCCAUGAACGCUUCGUUGAUGCUGUCACUCAACUUGGUGGCCCUGAAAAAGCAACACCUAAGACUAUUAUGAGAACAAUGGGAGUAAAAGGCCUCACUCUUUAUCACUUGAAGUCACAUCUUCAGAAAUACCGCUUGGGGAAACAGUCAUGCAAAGAAUCAACUGAGAACUCCAAAGAUGUUGCAGUGUCUUGUGUUGCUGAAAGCCAGGAUACUGGUUCAUCAACAACAUCAUCAACAAGAAUGGUAGCGCAAGAUCUGAAUGAUGGUUUACAGGUUACUGAGGCUUUGCGAGUACAGAUGGAAGUCCAACGAAGAUUACAUGAGCAGUUGGAGGUUCAGCGUCAUCUCCAACUACGAAUUGAAGCACAGGGCAAAUACCUGCAGACAAUACUUGAGAAAGCCUGUAAAGCUCUGAAUGAUCAGGCUGUUGCAUCUGCUGGGUUGGAAGCUGCAAGGGAAGAGCUUUCUGAACUAGCUAUCAAGGUUUCCCAUGAUUGUCAAGGGCUGGUUCCAUUGGAUACCAUAAAAAUGCCAUCCGUAUCUGAACUUGCUGCCGCUUUGGAGAAUAAAAGUGCUUCAACUAUACCGGCUCGAAUUGGUGACUGCUCCAUUGAAAGUUGCUUGACUUCAAGUCGAAGCCCCAUAUCUCCAAUGGGUUUGACCACACAGGCUUCUGCCAUGAAGAAGAGAUCAAGACCAUUGUUUGGUAAUGCAGAUUCCUUGCCCCUGGAAGCCAACAUGAGGCAAGAAUGGAUGAUGCCUAGUAUUUGAUGAGUAAUAGAAAAAACCAUUCUGCCCUAGAAAUGAAACCCUUUUCCGAUGUUUCGUUUUUGCUCUUUUAUCUUCUUGUUAAUCUAAAAUGUCUCAUCCUUUUAUCAACUGUCUGUAUAUUCCUGAAGCAGAUCUCUUUGAAAAUGGGGGUUACCUUUAUUUUAUGACUUGGAAAUGCCUCGUUCAAUAUUAAUCUAUUUUUCCUCUUCGGGUUGAUGGAAA